Molecule: messenger RNA, 313 nt
Organism: Blastomyces dermatitidis ER-3
Lineage: Eukaryota; Fungi; Ascomycota; Eurotiomycetes; Onygenales; Ajellomycetaceae
Exons: 2
Coding region: 1-261 (86 amino acids)
Source: RefSeq, a predicted model, not a curated record
AUGCCAGUCAUCUUGCCCAAAAUAACGCAGAUCAACGUUUGCCUGUCAGACGAAACGGCGACCCCAUCAAUGCUUAAAAUCAUGGAUGUUUAUGACACGGCCGCCCCGGUGCCUCCUGGGGGUGAAAAGCGCUGUGGUUCAAACUGCUACGAAGCACCUGGAGUACCUCUGGCAAAAAAAGCCGUUUCCAUUUUCCGGGAAAAUGGCGAAUUUGCGGUGGAUAUGAUUGAAAAACAAGUUCUGCUGGCAGGUAUCUUGUGAGGGAGUAUUCCGUCUUGUCGCUGGGUGCAGGUGUGAUCACUGUGCUGAUCCG